Solanum verrucosum is the source of this 1662-nucleotide messenger RNA. Its product is annotated as polyadenylate-binding protein 5. Gene Ontology annotation, cellular component: ribonucleoprotein complex; nucleus; cytosol. Gene Ontology annotation, molecular function: mRNA 3'-UTR binding; poly(U) RNA binding; poly(A) binding. The coding region runs from base 1 to 1662 and encodes 553 amino acids. The record is from RefSeq and is a predicted model, not a curated record. The transcript is spliced from 7 exons. Lineage: Eukaryota; Viridiplantae; Streptophyta; Magnoliopsida; Solanales; Solanaceae.
AUGUGUAAAGCUACUACUGCAAGGGAGUUGUUGAAUUUUACUCAAGUGAAUGGAAAACCUAUGAGGAUAAUGUUUUCUCAUAGAGAUCCUAGUUUGAGGAAGAGUGGGUAUGCUAACGUGUUCAUUAAGAACCUGGACUCGUCGAUAGAUAACAAGGCUUUGCAGGACACUUUUGGUGCCUUUGGAACAGUUCUUUCCUGCAAGGUAGCUGUUGAUAGUAGUGGUCAGUCAAAAGGCUAUGGUUUUGUACAGUUUGAUCAGGAUGAAGCUGCACAGAAAGCAAUCAAUCGACUAAAUGGUAUGUUAAUAAAUGAUAAGCAAGUGUAUGUUGGCUACUUCAUUCGUGGUCAAGAAAGGAGAGGAAAUGUUUGUGAUAAAUUCACAAAUGUUUAUGUGAAAAACUUACCAGAAUCCACUAGUGAUGAAGAUCUCAAGAAACUUUUUAAGAAAUACGGCACCAUCACCAGUGCUCUAGUUAUGACAGACUCUAGUGGGAAAUCCAGGGGUUUUGGGUUCGUGAAUUUUGAGACAUGGGAUGCUGCAGCCUCUGCAGUUGAAGAACUGAAUGGUCAUUCUUUGAAUGACAAGGUUCUGUAUGUUGGCAAGGCACAGAAGAAAUCAGAGCGGGAAGCAGAUCUUAGAACCAAAUUUGAACAAGAACGAGCUAGUCGAUUUGAGAAACUAAAAGGUGCUAACUUGUAUUUGAAAAAUCUCGAUGACAGUGUGAAUGAUGAAAAUCUGAAAGAAUUAUUCGUAGAGUACGGAACCAUAACAUCCUGCAAGGUGAUGCGCGAUGCAAAAGGGAGUAGCAAGGGUUCUGGAUUUGUUGCCUUCUCCACCCCAGAGGAAGCUACACGAGCGCUGAAUGAGAUGAACGGCAAGUUGAUAGGAAGAAAACCUUUAUUUGUCGCUGUUGCCCAGCGCAAGGAUGAAAGAAGAGUGUGGCUACAGCAGACACAUUUUGCUCGGAUGCGACCAACUGGGCUAAUGACUCCUCCUCCUGGAGGUAUGGCUGGGUAUCACACUGGGGCACCUCGACUUGCACCUCCGCAGGUCUACUUUAGUCAAGGUGUAGCAACUCAAGCUGCUGGAUUUGGCUUCCAGCAACAAUUUAUGCCCGGACUUCGUCCAGGUGUUGGUCCGAAUUUCUUUUUGCCCUAUCAGUUUCAGCAUCAUCAAGGACAGCACGGACGUAUUGGUGGAAGGAGAGGAGGAUAUCCUCAACAGCAGCAUCAGUGGAACUCUGGUCGAUUCAAUCCGAAUAGACGAAAUGGCAUGCAUCCUAGCAUCCCUCAAGGUAUGAUGGGAUCAAUUAUGCGAGCGCCAUUUGAUGCUUCUUCUGCUAUGACAACUCCUCCCUUGGACAUCCAACACUCUAACCCAGUGCCACCGUCAACACUUGCUUCUUCUUUGGCCUUUGCUUCUCCAGAAGAUCAGCACGCGAUGCUUGGAGAGCAGUUAUUUCCACUAGUGGAACACAUUGAACGCGAUCAUGCUGGUAAAGUUACUGGAAUGUUGCUUGAGAUGGAUCAGACUGAGGUGCUUCAUCUCAUUGAGUCCCCCGAUGCUCUUAAGGAGAAAGUCUCCGAGGCUAUGGAUGUUCUUCGCGUGGAGCCAGCUAGUGUUGGUGAUAAAUUUGGAUCGCUCACCCUGAAUGAAUGA